Messenger RNA from Dromiciops gliroides (monito del monte), 3409 nucleotides. It is a transcript of the gene ITGB2, whose product is annotated as integrin subunit beta 2. The record is from RefSeq and is a predicted model, not a curated record. Gene Ontology annotation, biological process: cell adhesion mediated by integrin; cell migration; cell-matrix adhesion. NCBI's taxonomy places the organism in Eukaryota, Metazoa, Chordata, Mammalia, Microbiotheria, Microbiotheriidae. Gene Ontology annotation, cellular component: integrin complex; focal adhesion; cell surface. The transcript has 16 exons. The coding region runs from base 160 to 2472 and encodes 770 amino acids. Gene Ontology annotation, molecular function: integrin binding; amyloid-beta binding.
GAGUCAGAAGCCAUCUCUUCCUUCCUCCUCCUGGUGCAAGAUAAAGGUGACCCAGCCUGCCCUGUCCCUCCCCUGGACUGCCAGCAAGCCCCUUGGCCCCUCCCCUGGGCUUCCAUCCCACAAGGGCUGCAUCGGAUAAAGGCACCAGACUGGUGGGCGAUGCCUCGUUGUAGCUUCCUGGUCCUAUACCUGGUGGGGUCGCUGGUUCCACCAUCAGUCUUUACCCAGGAAUGUCCCAAAUACAAAGUCAACACCUGCCAAGAAUGCAUUAAGUCCGGGCCAGGCUGUGCCUGGUGUAAGAAGCUGAAUUUUGCUGAAAGAGGAGAGCCCGAUUCCAUUCGUUGUGACACCAGACAGCAGCUCCUACAACGUGGCUGCCAGGAGAGUGACAUCGUGAAUCCCCACAGCGUGGUCAGCCCCAAACCUGAUCUGCCUGGCAGCAAGACAUCCCAGCUGACACCCCAGAACAUACAGCUCCGACUGCGGCCAGGUCAGACUGCAGCGUUCAACCUCACCUUCAGGCGGGCCAAGGGCUACCCCAUCGACUUGUACUACCUCAUGGAUCUUUCCUAUUCCAUGAAUGACGACCUGACCAACGUGAAGAAGCUGGGAGACGACCUGCUGAGGGCGCUCAAUGAGAUCACCGAGUCUGGCCGCAUAGGAUUUGGCUCCUUUGUGGACAAGACGGUGCUGCCCUUUGUCAAUACCCACCCUGAGAAGCUGAAGCACCCCUGCCCUACCAAGGACACCCAGUGCCAGCCCCCCUUUGCCUUCAAGCACGUACUAAAGCUCACCGAUAACUCCAACAAGUUUCAGAGUGAGGUCGGGAAGCAGCUCAUCUCUGGGAACCUGGACGCCCCCGAGGGGGGUCUGGACGCCAUGAUGCAGGUGGCUGUUUGCCAGGAUGCAAUUGGUUGGCGCAACGUGACUCGGUUGCUGGUGUAUGCCACGGACGACGGCUUCCACUUCGCGGGAGAUGGGAAGCUGGGUGCCAUCCUCACGCCCAACGAUGGGCGCUGCCACCUGCAGAACAACCUCUAUGAGGACAGCAACAAGUUCGACUACCCCUCCGUGGGCCAGCUGGCACAGAAACUGGCCGAGAACAACAUCCAGCCCAUCUUUGCCGUGACCAAAAAGAUGGUAUCCACGUAUGAAAAGCUCACCGAGAUCAUCCCAAAGUCGGCUGUUGGCGAGCUGUCUGAUGACUCGAGUAAUGUGGUCCAGCUUAUUAAGAAUGCCUACAAUAAACUGUCCUCGAGGGUCUUCGUGGAUCACAGUAUCAUCCCAGACACUCUGAAGGUCACGUACGACUCCUACUGCAGCAAUGGCCAGUCGAGUGUGGACCAGUCCCGAGGAGACUGUGAUGGGGUCCAGAUCAAUGUGCCGAUCACCUUCCGCGUGAAAGUGACCGCCAGUGAGUGCAUCAAGGAGCAAUCCUUCACGAUCCGGCCCCUGGGCUUCACAGACAUGGUCACCGUGCAGGUGCUGCCCCUCUGUGAGUGCGACUGUGAAGGCAAGAAACUCAAUAGGCAGCAUUGCGACGACAAGGGCUAUGUGGAGUGCGGUAUCUGCAGAUGUGACCCAGGGCACAUUGGCAAGACUUGUGAGUGCCAGACGCAGGGCAAGAGCAGCCAGGAGCUGGAGGUGAGCUGCCGGAAGGACAACAGCUCAGUCCUGUGCUCCGGGCUGGGCGACUGCGUCUGUGGCUUAUGCACCUGCCACAUCAGCGACAUCCCCAAGAAGCAGAUCUAUGGGAAGUUCUGCGAGUGUGACAAUGUCAACUGUGAGCGCUACGAAGGCCAAGUCUGUGGGGGUGAAGAACGAGGCUUCUGCGACUGUGGCAAAUGCAAGUGUUCGGGAGAGUUUGAAGGGACCGCGUGCCAGUGCAGGAAAUCCACCCAGGGCUGCCUGAACAUGCGCAACUCCGAGUGCAGCGGCCGGGGCAGGUGUGAGUGCAACGUGUGCAAGUGUGACCCAGGCUACCAGCGGCCAUUGUGCGAGGAGUGCCCAGGCUGCCCAUCCCCCUGCAGCCGCUACAUCUCCUGUGCUGAGUGCAUAAAUUUCCAGACGGGCCCCUUUGCCAAGAACUGCAGUGCUGCGUGUCCUGGCGUGAGUCAGUCUCUGAAUCCCAUCCGAGGGAGGCAAUGUAAGGAACGGGACUCGGACGGCUGCUGGGUGACCUACACCAUGAACCAGCUGGACGGGCAUGAGAAAUACCAGAUCUAUGUGGAGGAGGAAAGAGAAUGCGUGGCCGGACCCAACCUCCCAGCCAUCGUGGGGGGCACUGUGGCUGGCAUUGUGCUCAUCGGUGUGCUGCUGCUGGCCAUCUGGAAGGUUCUGACACACUUCAGCGACCUCCGGGAAUACAGGCGCUUUGAGAAGGAGAAGCUCAAGUCGCAGUGGAACAAUGAUAAUCCCCUUUUCAAGAGCGCAACAACAACUGUUAUGAACCCCAAGUUUGCAGAGAACUAGGUGGCUGCCAUCACUGCAAAGAGACCCGAUCACCUUCUGAAACGCCCAAGUCCAUCAAGGACAGUCAACGAUGUCCCUGCUGUGCAAGGAGCCUGGACUAGACCCGGAAGCCCCUCUCACAGCAGCCACUGAUGCCACUUGAACUACAGCCCAAUCAUUCUGACCCUCGGGAGAUUGGGGCCUGCCUUGAGAACCUGCCCAGUGUCUCUAGUAGGUCCUGCUCUUGUCAGAAUUCUUCCCACCUUCCCUAGGACUUCAGCACUGAACUAGACAAUUCAGAAGCCAGAGAAAAACACACCAAGUGUUCUGGUCAGGCCUUGCCCAUGACUCCUGUGUCCCCACUUUACCAACCAGGGGAGCCUGUAGAGACAGCACACGUGUCUGAUGAAUGUUCACACUCCUCCUUUCAGCACCUGUGGGGCCUCUCUGCCCAACCUUCUGGUUCUAUGCUGAACCUCAGCAAAACGGAGGCAGGAGAAGGGGGCAUCCACCUAGAUAUUCUGCUCGGUGCCUAAUGACCUCGACUUUAUAGGAUGUUGGUGCUGAAAAUGGGUGGACAGGUGGGUAGAAGGACAGAUGGACGAGUGUGGAGGACGGAUGGAUAGCAGGCCCUGUACUCUGAAAUCUAUAGGAGCUGAAACAGGCCUGUUGAUGAUGUCCCAGUAUUACAGAGCUCUGUGGAGGUGGGGUACACUCUUCCACAGUCUCAUCGCUGCAUUGUCAGACCCCUGUGAUGUAUCUCCAUUUGGCAUCUGGCAUCUGUGAGGAGCUAGAAAUUACCCAAAUCUUCUUAGGCUCCAAGUGGUCUGGUAGCAAAUGCUUACUGGCAGGGUCUCCCCUCUCCCCACAAAGCAUGGACCAGAGCAAAUACAAGUAUACCCUGGAUAGAAUUGUGCUUCUGGUUUUUUAAACUUUUAUUAAAAUGUCAGUAGAUUGA